Molecule: messenger RNA, 2869 nt
Organism: Paramecium pentaurelia
Lineage: Eukaryota; Ciliophora; Oligohymenophorea; Peniculida; Parameciidae
Source: the annotation of a GenBank genome assembly
AUGAUAAGUAAAUUCAAUAAAUAAAGCUUCUUGCAAUAAAAAAAAGAAGAGAAGUAAUCUAGAGAGUUGGAAAGGAAAAAAAUUGAAAUGGCAUCCAAAAUUUUUAUAUUUUAUAAAAAUACAAAAAUUUGCAAUGAUUUAAAACAAUCGAUAAUUUAAUAGUAUCUACCAAAAAUCUAAACAGCUCUAUCAGUUCAAUUUAUGAAAGAUCUAGUAUUUAUAAAUAUUAUAUUAGCAAACAUUUUACAAAGUCUGUAACAUAACACUAAAUAAAUGUCCAGAAUUUUUAAAACCCUUUUUUCUUUUAAAUAAAAAGAAUGUCUUAAAUAAUGAAACCUAUGUUUUAAAUAUGCUUCAACUAUUUAGUGGAUGCUUGUAAAUUUAGUAGAAUAACUUUGUUAUUAAUUUAUUUAAAGGAAACCAAUUUUUAAUAAAUAGACUGCAUGUACUAAUAAAUAAAUAUAUUUUUAGUUUUCCAAAGCCAUAUUACUUGGGUUUUAUUUGAUUCAAACAUCAAAAUAAGCUAGUAAUUUUAUUAAAUCUAUAAAUGAAAUAUUGAUUUCAAUUCAUCAAUUACUAAAUGUUAAUUAGAUAGGUAGAAAUUAUUAUUAUUUUAGAUUAAUUUUAUGGUUAAUUCUAAAGAUUAGAGACUUAAAUCUUAUAAUGUAAUUUGCCAUAAUUAAUAGUAUAGAAAGGAUUUGAAACAUUUAUAUUUUACUAUUUAAAUUUGAAAAGAAAUGAAUAAGAAGUUUGGGAUUUAGGGUUUAAUUAUGUAAUGUUAAUAGAAUAAAACAAUUCAUUUGAUUUUUGUGAAUUGAUGAAUCAUAUUAAAAAAUCUUAGUAAUAUAAUUAGCUAAUUUCAAUUGUAUUUACUUCUGAAUAGGAAAUAUAAUAAAUAAGAAAAUUGUUUAAUAAGUUACAAACUUUAAAAAUUCUAAAUAGUGAAUUAUUAUUUGAAAUCCUAACCUAAUUAUUGCAGGUUUUAGAGUAGAAUUAUUAUAAAAUGAAUUUAUUUUCAGAUUUUAAAAAUUUAUAAUAUCUAAAUAAUUCAGAACAUAAAAAAUUAAAAAUAUUAAGAAAAAAAAAAGAAUUUAUCUAAUUUAUAGAUUAAUUAAAUUUUUCAAAACUUUUAAGUUUAUUAAAAAAUUAAUAAUUGAUAGACUAAAGUUAAAUAAGUAAAUUUAUAUACUAUUUAAUUAAUAUUGGGUAAAAUAGAAAAUUAGAAAUUAUCUAAUAGAUGUAAAAAUUAAGAUACAUAGAUAAUUAUUUAACUAAAUAUUUACUUUAUUUAUCUAAUUUAAAAGAUUUUGAAAUGAUUCCUCCUGAAUCUAUAUCUGUGUAUUGUUAUAUUAAGGCUUAUGAAUUCUAAUUAUUGGAUGAUAAAGAAUUUAAAAAUAUUGCUCUUAAGAAUGAAAUAGUAAAGAAAGAAUUUAUUGAAAUAUUUGGAUUUAUCAUUUAAUAUACAAAGAUUUGUAUAUAAAAUAAUAUUAAUUAACACAUUUAUAAGGAACUUAAAUUGUUUAUAAGAGAAAUAUUUGAUAGAAAUUAGAUUUUAAAUUUUUAUGAAUGGAAAUAUGAAAAAAUGAAAAUAAAUAAUCAUCUACCUAUUUUUUCAUUGUUUUCAUAGAGAAUUUAAAAGUUUAAUUAAUAUUUGCAAGAAGAUAAAAAUUAAUUCAAUAGAAAUAUAUUAGCUUUAAUUACUUAUGAUGAAUUUGGAGAACCAAUUGUUAAAUAAAAUAUGAAGAUUGUUAUUAGAAGAGGAUAAGAAUUUUAGGAUGCAUUUGAUUAAUUAGAAAAAAAAUAAUUAAAGAAUAUGUUUCAUGUGUAAUUUGUAAAUCAAAUGGGUAUUCCAGAAGAUGGAAUUGAUGCUGGAGGAGUGACAAAAGAGUUUAUAACAAGAGUAACUAAUUAAGCAUUGGAUCCAGCAUUUGGUUUAUUCAUUGAGACUCCAGAAAAGACUUUGAUUCCUAAUCCUGCUUUUAUGAAGGAAGAAAAAUAGUAUAAUUUAUUAUAUAAUUAGAAAAUAUGCAUUUAUUGGUAAAAUAAUAGGUAAAGCUAUAUAUGAAGGAGUUCUUAUUGAAAAGGUCUUAAAUUAAGUGUUUCUAAAUUAGGUUUUAGGAAUAACAAAUACAAUUAAUGAUUUUCGAUUUUAUGAUUCAGAAUAAUAUCAUAGAAUUUGUAAUUUAAAGAAUCAAGAUGUAACUGAUUUUGGAUUAACUUUUUCAAUUACUUAAGAGUUUUAUGGAUAGAUCAUAGAAUUUGAUUUAAUACCAAAUGGGAGAUAGAUAAAUGUGACUAAUGAUAAUAAAAUAUAGUACAUAAAUUUGUAUUGCCAUUUUAGAUUGAAUAAAUAGGUAAAGUAUAAUAAUAAUAGUAUAGAUAAAAGAAUAAAGUUAAUUUUUUAGGGAAGGACUUGAAUAAGUGAUAGAUCCUGAGUAAUUCAAAUUAUUUACUAAUCAGGAAUUAUAAUUAUUAAUAUCAGGAUAGCCAGUUAUUGAUAUUUAAGAUUUGAUUUCUAAUACAAAAUACCAAGGGUAUUUACCUUAAGAUAAGACAAUCCAAGAUCUAUGGAGUGUUGUAAAUGAUUUCGAAUAUGAACAACAGAGUUAGUUUUUGUUCUUCUUUUCUUCUUGCUCCAGAGCUCCCACUUAAGUAUAUUUAAUUAUUUAUAAUAUAGGGUUUUAAAAGUUUAGAACCUCCUUUUAUGAUUUAAAAAGUACCAAUUUUAUAUCCAAAUGAAAUAUAGAAAUUACCAACUGCUUCUACUUGCUUUAAUAUCCUAAAAUUGCCUGAUUAUAAAAAUAAAGACAUUCUCAGAGAAAAAUUAGUUAAAGCUAUUAGUUCAAAUACAGGAUUUGAGUUAACAUGA